Colletotrichum gloeosporioides is the source of this 1542-nucleotide messenger RNA. RefSeq lists its product as uncharacterized. The record is from RefSeq and is a predicted model, not a curated record. Lineage: Eukaryota; Fungi; Ascomycota; Sordariomycetes; Glomerellales; Glomerellaceae. The transcript has 2 exons. The coding region runs from base 1 to 1542 and encodes 513 amino acids.
AUGGCUUCCGCCGAGGGCAUUGGCAUGAACCUCACAUACCCGAAAUCGCCAGACCCAAGAGUCCCAGCGUCGGUGCUGAAGGAAAUCGACGAUGCCAAUAUCCCGGUUUUCAUGACUGGGAUCCUCCUCCCGCACGUCGUAUGCACUCUCUUCAUCUUUGCUCGUAUUGCCUCGCGGCUAUGGGUGAUUCGCAAAUGGUUUCUGGACGACACGCUCAUCUUCCUCUCGUGGCUAUUUUCGACGGCUCUCUGCAUCGUCUACGGCAUCACCGCCACGACGCCCUCGCUGUUGGCGGCCCCAUCCGAGGCAUCCCUACUGGAAGAUGUCAACCCGUACAUUAUGCGCACAUACCUCGGGUUGAUCUACUACCAACUCUGUCUCUGCCUGACGAAAUUCUCCAUCCUGGCGUUUUAUCUCCGGGUCUUUGUCUCCCGCCCGCGAGAGCGGCUGUUUGCAUGGGGAACAGUUGUGUUUGUGCUCAUGUACAGCGUACCGAUGCUGCUGAUGAGCUUCCUACAAUGCCAUCCGGUGAUGGGACAGUUCUUCGGGCGGCCCAUGAUGUGCUUCGGCUUUCCAGAGCUGUUGAUCUCGAGCGCAAGUCUUCAUUCCGCCACUGAUGCGUGGCUGAUCGCCAUGGUCAUUCCCUGCGUCGCCAGACUCGACCUUCCCCGCAGGGACAAGAUUGCGCUCUCGGUGGUGCUGAGCUUGAGCAUAUUCGUCAUUGCAGCGAGCAUGGUCCGUCUUCAGCUCAGCCUGCAUAGGCACUACCUGCCCAACAGCACGGGUGUGACCAACACGCUCACGUUCUUCGUUAUGACGAUCCUGGAGUGCGACCUGGCGCUCAUCUGCGCCAGCGCUCCGACACUGCGUCCGCUGCUGGCCAAGGUCUUCCCGGGCCUGAUGAGCGCGGCGAAGAGAAGGUCGCUGGAAGCCACCGAGAACGAGAGCUUUGACCUGACGAGCUUAACGUACCACGGCUAUCCAUGGACGGAGCCCAGCACGCCGUUUGCGCGGAGCCGGAACGCGAGUUAUGCCAGUCACUUGAACAAGCUGCGGAUGCCGGCACCACCUGUACCCGUGUUGUCGAUAUCACACAUGGCGCCGACGACGCUGAGUCUGAGGACUGCGGUAUUAGGGGUGGUGCCGAGGAGUCGGGGCCGGCCUCUCACUGGAGACGGUAGGCCUAUGUUGGAGGCGACGUGGGAGGCGAAGAGAAGCUCUUCGAUAUACUCACAAGACGACAGAUUUGAGGUGCCUGACACUCCUAGGUCUGGGAGGGGUGAUGGGGUCGUGUUGAAGGAGAUGAGGUUGAGUCUCGGUCCCGGUGUUGGAGGAGAAGGCUUCAUGGCGGAGAAGGCGCCCUUGAGCCCGAACCGGAUGAGCCCAAUUUCAAACUUCAGUGGCGACACAUACACUGUUGACAGAAACAGCGGAAGCACCAAAUGCGAAAAGGAUGGUGGAAGAUUGACGACAGAGAUACCCCGGGAGAAGGACAAGAAGGUCCCUCCUCGUAGGCCAAGACGGCCAGAUGACCCAGCGUAA